Molecule: messenger RNA, 1656 nt
Organism: Oenanthe melanoleuca
Lineage: Eukaryota; Metazoa; Chordata; Aves; Passeriformes; Muscicapidae
Gene: LYRM4
Product: LYR motif containing 4
Exons: 2
Coding region: 611-1351 (246 amino acids)
Biological process (GO): iron-sulfur cluster assembly
Cellular component (GO): mitochondrion; L-cysteine desulfurase complex
Source: RefSeq, a predicted model, not a curated record
UGACAAAAUUCAAAAAUCAGUAUUAAAUACAGCCGCAGCAUAAUACCUGUAAGUUACAAAAUUAAGUUUAUUCUGCAGUGGAAAAACUUUCAGCAAAGGAGGAUGCUUGAUGUGUUGUUUAAAUAACAGAACUCAUCUUAAAAACAGAUAUUGAGAGAGGAAUAACUCAAAAAUCACUGUAACACAACAGGCCCUGGUACAAUGUACAGUGAUGUACAAUGACUGCAAUUGUCUAUAGCAAUUUCAGAGAACCACAUAAUGGUUGGGGUUGGAAGGGACCUCUGAAGAUCACAAGGCAGGGUCACUUUGAGCAGGUGACACAGGAAUGUAUCCAGGUGGGUUUUCAAUGUCUCCAGAGAGUAAGACGCCACAAGCUCCCUGCACAGCAUGUUCCAGCUAUCGUUAAUGUAAAGUUGCUUCUCACAUUGAGGUGAAACUUCUCGAUUCUAGUUUAUGGCCACUUCUCCUCAUCCUUUUGCUGGGCAUCACUGAAGAGUCUGGCAUCACCCUCUUGUAAUCCACCUUUGAUAUACUUAUAUCUAUUAAUGAGAUCCCCUCUCAGUCCUCUGCUCUCCAGACUAAACAGGCCCAGCACCCACAGUCUCUCCUCAUGCAGACAGAUGCUCCAGACUCCAAAUUAUCUUCAUGGCCUCAGACGGACCCCCUCCAGCACAUGAACUCAGACUGCAAAUGUGCUCAGCGAUUCCGAGGCAACUCCCAGCACACAUCACUUGUUGCUCCCCCAGCAUGCCCUCCCCGUGUGGCACACCGAGAGCGGGGCUCGCACACCGCGCUGCUGCCCCCGCCGAGCACAGCAUCGCAGCGCUGGUUUCGCUUUCCCGGUACUCGGGCCUUCCCUCCCCGCCCCCGGCCCCUCACAGCCGCCCGACACGCACCCCGGGGCAGCCGCGCCUUGGGAUCCCCGCCGGAGCUGCGGGCAGGCCCGACCCGGCGGGACCCGGUUACCGGCCCCGAGUCCCCCGAGCCCACGGCCCCCACGGCUGCCCCGGCCGGGCACUCGCUGUUCCCCGCCCCGCCCUUGCCCUGCGCCGGGCCCGGGCCGAGCCGCGGCCGCAGCCGCUCCGCCACUCACCGCCGGCCCUGCGGCUCCGCUCCGCCGCGGCUGCGCCCGUCGCAGGCGGCGGGAGAGAGGGCGGGGAAAAGGGGCCUCGCCGCGGGAGGAGCGGCGCGGUGUCGGCAACAUGGCAGCGUCCAGCCGUGCCCAGGUGCUGCGGCUGUACCGCGCCCUGCUGCGGGAGAGCCAGCGCUUCGGCAGCUACAACUACAGGUUACCAUUGGCCAGAUGUACUCCACAGAGAAAUUGGUCAUUGAGAGUCCAGGAAACACAUAGCCAAGAAAAGCCUCUGAUCCUGAAGCAACACUGGACCAUCUUAAGCAUCCUACAGUGCUACAUACAGAACUAAAAACUCACUGCACAUGUCUGAGCUUGUCUGUUCAGCAGAAGAAAUGCCUGAGAGACAGUUUUUGGCAACCAAAGUACUAUUUUCUAAUGGUCACAUGUUCUAAGAUAAAUGGCUGUGAUUUAUAAUAGUAUGUAAGAUAGUCUUGAAAUCUGUUUGCCUGCAUGUCCCAUGUAAUGGAAUAGUUCCUGCCCUAUUUCAACAAUAAAACUUCAUUAAACUGCCUGUAACCAGA